Molecule: messenger RNA, 3753 nt
Organism: Coniosporium apollinis CBS 100218
Lineage: Eukaryota; Fungi; Ascomycota; Dothideomycetes
Exons: 1
Coding region: 1-3753 (1250 amino acids)
Molecular function (GO): protein binding
Source: RefSeq, a predicted model, not a curated record
AUGUUGGAGAGAGCGUCCUCAUGCCUCAGAUACGGAGGACAAAGUACCUUCCGCGGCUCGAGAAAGAAACUGCGCAGUCGACGGCUGCUACACUCCUCCUUCUGGCACCAUGGCGCCGGUGACCUCGAUCUGCCGUCUUGGUGGGCCACUAUACUCCAGCCCUCGACAACGGCUUCCGGUUCGACCAGCGACCAUGAUGCUUCGAACUGCGCCAGCUCGAGCCUGGACAUGCAGAUGCACGCCGGCAGUGGGCUGUUCCUCGACUUCCUCUAUCCGGCGAAGACAUUGGCAUUGAUACAGUCCAUCUCCUCAUACCGAUGGGAGCCGUGGGAAGGCAGGCGAGCGCGCCACUCCGCCGCUGCCCGACUGCGCCAGUACUCGUCCAUGCCCGGUACGAUCCAACAAGCGCAGAUCUCGAUCGAGGCGUCCGCGUCAGACAAUCAGGAAGGUGUCGAGUUCAGUCUACGACGGACCUCCGAUGGUGCUUCUGGUUCGGGCAAUUCUUGGGCACGCGAAGAGCUACGUGGUUUGCUCCAAGCAAAGAGCAAGAAAGAGGACGACUUCGACGAGGCCUGGCGACUAUGGCUUGAACUAAGCAAACAUCCUCAAGAUUGGCAACUCGGCGCUGAUCUACUGGAGUACCUGUCGUUGUUUCGACAGCCGGAAAGUCCCAGUCGGGUUCUUCAGGUCUUCUCAGGGCUCCCUUCGGAUCAGCGCCGUGCCUCCUCAUAUCGCGCGGCCGUUGCCGCAUGCCUCCAAUUAUCAAGUACAGCUAAAGCCACAGAUACCACCGGCGAGAUGAAAGAUUGGGCGUCAGAAUAUGUUCAAAAAGCGGUUGAGUUUUUGAAAGAGGCGAUCUCGCGCAAUAUAGAAGAAGACGUCGGUGCUAGUUCACUGUUCGCGAUGUGCGUCGCCAUCAAAAACUGGGAUCUUGCACGAGCAGUAUAUGAAUGCCAUCCACAACAGGGGCAGGUCCAAGAGAGUGAGACGGACAUUCCAGAUAUCUGGCAACAUGCCUCGCAAUCACCCGAUCUCGUUAGCACUGUAUCCUCGCUGGCUACUUUCGCAGCGAGGACCAGCGCCGGUAAUAUGACACGCGAAUCAGAGGGCGCCGCGGACUUGGCGAAGCAGUUUCGUGCGAGGUACGGCGCGCUCCUGUACGGUCUAAUGUUGCGCACCUACAAGCAAAUACCGUUCGCCCUUCCUGAAAAGGUCUUAAAGCUGUUCAGACAGCUCGGCAAACUCGGGCUGUCGAAGGGAACGUACUAUGAAAGAGCAAUCCUAGAACUGUUGCAUUCACCGGAUAAGUCGCAGUACAAGGAUCACACGAACACUGCCAUCGGGCUGUAUGACCUUUUUCUGAAAGUGCGCAGUCAAAGCAAAAUGCGGAAAAGGGUCUACGAAGACAAACUCAAGCCGUCCGAAAAGAUGUUGUUCUUCCUGCUCAAGAGGCUUUGCGAUGCCGACGUUACUUCCGGGCCUGUCACAGUAGAGUCCGUUAUUGCGGACUGGCGUCACUAUCAUGGCCAGCUCAGUCAGUCAGCUACGAUCAUGCUAAUGAACCACUACGCUGAAAGAGGCGCGCUAGUGCAGGUUCAAGAGCUUUUUGAGCAUCUGGAGUCAUCCGUCUCAGGAGCAGUGCAAGAAGUUGGCUGGCUCCGCCCUCUGUUGUACGUCCGAGCUCGACGAGCUGAACUGCCAGAGGCCAUACGGGAAUUCGAGCGGAUCUCGCGGGACUUCCGCCUCGAGCCAGACAGGCACUGCUGGAACAUUCUUCUUUACGCGCACUCCAGGGCGGACGAUCUGGAUGGAGCCCUGCGCUACUUCAGAAACAUGUUGGAUCGAGGUAUCAGCAUGGACAUGUACACUUUUGGGCCGCUUUUACAACUCUGUGCUGAUCGCGGGGACGUCGACAGCGUCGAAGAGUUGCUAGACCUCGCUGCUUCUCAGAAGCUGUCCAUGUCCGCAACAAUGAUGGGCAGCCUGGUGCUCGCGCACGUCAAGAACGACGACUUGUACGCUGCGGAGCGCGCAGCCGGGGAGGCAUGGAAGGCACAGCACAAUCAAUCACUCACAGGCGAAUUGACAAUUGUUUGGAACACACUGCUGACUGCGCAUGCCUUAAGAAGAGACAUAGCUUCCGUUCAGAGGCUGUACAAGCGCAUGCAUAGUCUCGCAAUACCCGUCGACCGCUUAACAUACUCCGCACUGACGCAUGUGCUGGCUCUCCGACGGCAUACAAAUGAGGCGUAUAAGAUCUUGAAACAUAUCAUGCCCGCGCACCACGUGGAACCUCAGGCCUUUCACUAUGCCAUCGCAAUGGUCGGCUAUGUAAACGAAGGCAACGCGGAGAUGGUACUUAAGGUUGAGAAGCACAUGCAGAGCCGGGGCAUCGACCAUACCCUCAGCACCCGCAUUGCGCUGUUGAAAGCCAAGGUUCUGGCACUGCAAGAGGCUUCCACAAACGAGCGAUCCAGCCCCACCGAAGCGCAACAACUGGAAGCCGAAGGGGACCGCUUACUUGAAAGCAUGAUUGCCAUGAACAGCACCACUAUCGGCAGUAAGCAGCCCUCGUUAGGCCGAGGGUCAACGCCUCCCAGUCAAGCGGCAGAGGUGUCCCUUGAGCUCAUCCUGUCUCUGUAUAACCCGGAGCAAGCACACGUAGUCGUCCAGAAGUUCCUCGACAAAUACAUCGCCGGAAAAAGCGGCUCGAAAAUGGCGCCCUCGAUGCGCCUCCUGAGCACGCUGAUGAGCGUUCGCUACCACGAAGGCAACCAUGUCGAGGUCGAGAAGUACUGGCAGCUUGCCGUGUUCGAGGCUGCAAAGUAUGCUCGUCUUCUCCCACGAGGAUCCAUCCCGUCUAGUCAGGCCGCACCUGACCCCAUCUCGUCCGGCUUCACAUCGAGUCCGAUGUACGACUUCGGCGAUACCUUCGAGCCAGACUAUACUCCAAACACUACCUUGAACGAGCCGAAACACUCAAUCUCGAACAGUGAUGACUCCGAAGUCGACGCACCUCGCAUCGCGCCCGCCCGCCGUGCCAUCCUCUCUCGUCCGCUCUCCGUCUACCUCCGCAGCCUCAUCGCCCAGUCGAACUACCCAAACAUGAUCAACACGAUCAAAUCCCUCACCACAUCCGGCUACACCUUCGACUCCAAGACCUGGAGCCUCUACGUCCGCGCCCUCACCCGCGCCGCCCGUCGCCCUCCGCCCGCCUCUCCGCAGGCCGUUGGCCGCCCCGCCGCCCGCAGCCGCCAGUCCACCCCCCCAGCAAGUCUAGCCGACUUCAACGAACUCGACAUCGACGACCCCGACCCUGACACCGACAAUCCCGCCCUCUCAUCCCCCUUCUCCAUCACAACGCCCGAAUACCUCCACGAAGCCUUCACAGCCUGCGAGACCCACCUCAUCCCCGCCUUCCCCGGCUGGAACUACCGCGCCACCCAUCCCUCUUACCGCUCCCGCACCCCUCGCGGCUACGAAGCCAUGGCGCUCAAGCAGGCAGAGAUCCACCCCGGCGUCCUGAGGCCGACGUACAGGACGCUUGCGGUGCUGGCGUAUGUGGUGAGGAUGUUGAGGGGGGAUGUGUGGGGGGAGAGGACGGGGCGGAAGAUGCGCUUGGCUCGAGAGGAGCGGCGGGAGGCGGAGAGGAGGAGGGAACUGUUGAAUGGGUUGAGGAGAGCGGCGCCGAGGACGGUGGGGGUUGUGGAGAAGAUGCCGAGGGUGUGGGAAGGGGGAAAGAAGGCUAGGUGA